Messenger RNA from Phoenix dactylifera (date palm), 3102 nucleotides. Its product is annotated as MAR-binding filament-like protein 1-1. NCBI's taxonomy places the organism in Eukaryota, Viridiplantae, Streptophyta, Magnoliopsida, Arecales, Arecaceae. The record is from RefSeq and is a predicted model, not a curated record. Gene Ontology annotation, cellular component: chromatin; condensin complex; condensed chromosome. Gene Ontology annotation, biological process: mitotic chromosome condensation. Gene Ontology annotation, molecular function: chromatin binding.
GCAAAGUGGAUGGCGCUAAAGAGAAGAGAAGAAAAGAAAAGAAAAGGACAAAGAAAACCUACGGAUGGGGUGACCGGGGGAAGGAAGAAAGACAUAGUGCUGUCUAACGAUAUUUUCUUUCAAAGAAUUCGGGGGAAAAAUGGGGUUUUUAUCGGAGAGCUCGACCUUCUCGCAGUCACGCCUCUCUCUACCCUUCUUCCCUUCCGGGUCCUCCCCUUCUCUCUUGCCGUGUUCUCAUCGAAAGGUUGCGAAGAAGAAAGUAGGGGUGGCCAUGGCCUCGCCUCAGGGCGAUACGAGCGGUUCCUCGCACAGGAGGACUUUUCUCUUGGUGGGUGUAUCGGUUCUUCCCCUCCUGCAGCUCGGGGCAAUAGCCGUGGAAGAUCUGGUGAUAGGAAAUCAAGACAUGCAACAUCAGAAGGCACUAGCAAUGUUGCAUAAACAUGAACAUGGGAGUCAGAUUUGGCCGCAUGUCCGAGCUUUUGAUUUGGCGAGAGGAAAAAGACAAGAUAAGAGAAAUUAUAAAAAAGAUAUGGUAAACCCAGAAGUACAUGCUCUUAAAGAACCAGAGCAGGAAAUUUCAUCCCAAGGGCCUAACAAGCUAGAGGUGCAAGAGCUUACAGAACCAGAGCAGGAAGUUUCAUCCCAAGAGUCUAACAUCCUAAUGUUGCAAUCUCUUAAAAAACCAGAGCAGGAAAUCUCAUCCCAAGAGCCCAACCAAUCGGAGCAGCAAGUACAUCUACAGAAUGCACCUGAUAACUCAUUUGUAUCUCUCCUGAAUGGGCUUGGAAUAGUUGGGUCUGGGGUUCUCGGUGCAUUAUAUGCAACAUCUCAGAAGGAAAAGACAGACAUGGAAUCAACCUUUGAAUCUAUGAAGACAAAGCUGGGUGAAAAUGAAGCAACAAUAUCUUCACUGAAGGAAAACUUUGGGAAAAGGCUACUGAAUGAACAGGAAAAACAAAAGAAACAAGUCACAAGGUUUAAGGAGGAGGAAGCCUCUCUUUUAAAUCAUCUAGCUUCUGCAAAUGGAACCAUAGCAGGUUUGCGUCAAGAAGUACAAAGUCAAAAACAACUAGCUGAGAAUCUUAAAGCACAAAUAGGUCAACUUGAGGGUAGUAUCGCACAAACUGAGGCAGAUAAGAAGAUGCUUGAAGCCAAACUUAAAGAAAAGAUGGAUAUAAUUGAUGUUUUGCAGGAUAGAGUAAGCCUGAUUAGCUUGGAGAUAAAUGACAAGGAAAAGAGCAUUGAAGAUCUCAAAUUAUCACUUUCUGAAAAGGAAUCAGAAUGUAAGAACUUGAGCUCUAUUAUCGAUCACACCAAAGAGGAUCUUGCACAAGCAAAUUCCACCAUCGAACAGUUGAAAGAGGAGAUCUUUAAAACUAGAGAAGAAUUAACUUCAAAGAUAUCUUCAAUUGAUUCAUUGAGUGAAAAAAAUCAUUUGUUACACACAGAAAAUAAUAACUAUCAAAGAAAAUUUGAUGAUCUUAUCAAAGAGUAUAAUGAUUUUAAGUCCACUUCUGAAAAAAAGGCAGCCCUUGACUCCAAAGUCUUAUCUGAGAAAGAUGAACAGCUCCAUCAGGUUGAAGAGAAGCUUAAUCUUGCAUUGGGGGAAGCUAGCAACUACCGAUCCAUGAUCACUGAGUUGUCAAAAGAACGUGAUGAUGUUAAAGCAUUGCUAGAAAGAGAAGUAAACGGUAUGAACAAAUUGAAGGACGAGUUUCGAAUAGCCCAAGACACAUUGGAAGCUUCGAGACUUGUGGCUUCUAAUCUGACCAAGGAACUAGAAGUGGCCAAAAAAUCGCAUGAGGAACUUGUAUCUAAGGUUUCAAAUAUUCAGGAUGAAUUUCAUGAAUCAAAGAAACUACUAAUCAAUGAUCUGGAUGAGGCAAAGUCUACAUCAAAAUUACUUUCUGAUGAACUAGUCUCAAUCAAGGAGGUCCUUAAGAGAUCAGAAGAAGAGCUCAGCGUCACAUCCAGUGAAUUGAAAGCUGUGAUGGAAGAUCGUGAGAGGUUAAAGAAGGAAUUGUUAGAGAUCUAUAAGAAACUAGAAACCACAGUGCGUGAGUUAAAAGAGGAAAGGAAAGUAGUUGCUACUUUGAACAGGGAGCUUGAGGUUUUAGGGAAACAAAUACAAAGAGAUUCAGAAGCACGAAGAGCUCUUGAGACAGAUUUAGAUGAGGCUACCAGAUCACUUGAUGAGAUGAAUAAGAGUGCAUUGUUGCUUUCGGGGGAACUAGAGAACACUAAUUCGAGAAAUACCAGCCUCGAAGCAGAGGAAGAGAUGCUGGUCAAAUCGCUUACUGAGCAAAAGAAUUUGUCAAAAGAAGCCCAGGAAAAUAUCGAGGAUGCCCAAAACCUCAUCACAAGGCUUGGGAGUGAGAGAGAGAUCUUGGAAAAGAGGUCUAAAAGGCUUGAAGAGGAAUUAGCAUCUGCAAAGGGUGAAAUAUUACGGUUGCGAAGGCAGAUCAGUAUAAGCAAGGAAGCUGGUACUGAGCACCAACCAAAAACCAAUGAAGUUGCAUCUGGCACUCCUUUCACUGUGAAAAAGACUGCAAGUCGGAGAAAAAAGGGAGGGUCAACAUGAGAAGUUUCUUAAUGAAAAGACAGAUCAGGGAAUGCAAUCCCGUGUUUCCUCCUGUCUCAGUUUAAUGAUUUGAAAUUUUACAUACAAAACCAUGCAUCAUGUUGUGUCAUCCUUUAAUUGAGUAAUUGUAAGAGAACUUCACUCUAUGAACUCCGGCCUUCUUUUCCUGCCGCUUCUGGUUUUUUAAAAUGGCAUUCUAUUGUGUAAAAGACACUGAACUGUGACGGGAAUCAAAGGCAUAUUUCUGUUGUAUAGAACUGCAGAUCACAAUUUGAGCUGUGAAAAUGUUGGAAGAUUAUUUUUCUUACAGUGAUCUAAAGAAGACUGAACUGGAAAUUUGAAGUAGAAGAAAUUCAUAAACGCAAAAGGUCUGUUAUCAACUUGUGGAACAUAAUGUGUUUUUCCUUAUUCCCCCCUUCAGAUCAUUUCAGUUGUACAAAUUUUACCUGAAUCAUCUAAUAUACCUAUACUAAUUAUGUUAUGUAUAAGAUACCUAUAGUAAUUACAUAUUGAUAUCGAUA